Molecule: messenger RNA, 4740 nt
Organism: Trichomonas vaginalis G3
Lineage: Eukaryota; Parabasalia; Trichomonadida; Trichomonadidae
Product: A-type inclusion protein-related family
Exons: 1
Coding region: 1-4740 (1579 amino acids)
Source: RefSeq, a predicted model, not a curated record
AUGCAGCGCUCGCCUCCAGUAUCUAAAAGAGCUGCAGUCAAAAAAACACCUCCCAAGCAGACUAGAUCAAAUAAUAGUACUCCUGAUAGUUUAAAACCAAUAAAAAACCGUGAAUUUACCGGAAUUGUAGCUCCUAGAAGUGAUGGUUACGAAGUUUUAAUCGAUGAAAUGAGAAUCACCCAAGCAAAAAUGAUAAAACAGAUCGAAUCAUUAAAUAAAGAGAAUCGAAAACUAAAAUUAGAAUUAGAUUGUAGCCAAAAUCAAAUCCAAGAGAACAAAGAAGAGCAUAAUAACGAGCAAAAUACACUAAAAAACAACAUUCUCGACAUGAAAAACAAAUUACGAAGGGCAACGGAAGAUAUUGCAGUUUUAACUGCCGAAAAUAAACAGCUUGAAGAGCAAGUUGAACUCUACAGGUUAUCAUCUCUCAAACAACAAUCGAUUAUUGAUGAAUUGAACUCACAGCUUUCUUCACCACAAGUUAUUGAUAAACCUCAGAGAUUUGCAGACACCAAAAUACAUCUAUUACAAGAGAAAAACAAAAAACUACUCAGUACAGUUAUUUCUCUUAGAAAACAACAACAAAUAUCAAAUGUCGAAUUAUCAACUCAAAAAUCUGCAAAUAGAGAAUUAACACAACAACUUACAGACGCUCUUACAAAUGAAGAUGAAGAUCAAGAUACAAUUGUUCACAUUGAAGAUAUGAGUUCAUAUCCAGAAGUCAAGAAAUUAGUUGAAAUGAAUGCAAGAAAAGCAAAAAGAAUCGAAUCAUUAAAAUCAGAAAUAAACUUCAUGAAGCAAACAAUAUUAGAACAAUCUGAGAAAGAAAAGACAUUAAUUGACUUCAUUGAGUCAUCAAAUACAGAAAACCAGAAGAAAUUAACAGAGAUGAAUCAAAGAUUAUCCGAUUUUCAAAAUUCAAAAAUUUCUCAAGUUACUGAUGAUUCUCAAAAUACAGAACUUCGAAAAUCUCUUGAUGAAAUGAAAUCACAACUUACAGAGUUACGUAAGAAGAGUCUUAUUGAAGAGCAACAAAAAUCACAACUCAAGACAGAACUCGAAAAAGUUCAGUCAGAAAAUUCAGAUUUGAAAGAAAAAUUAAAAUUUUCUUCGGAUACAAGUUUUGAUUCAAAUUACAGUAUGGAUCCAAUAUUUGAGCAGGAAUUACAGCAGAAGACAAAAGAAAUAUCACAAAUGAAAGUUGCCAUUAACUCUUUAACAUCAAUGCUUUCUGAAAAUGAACAAAAUUUGCAAUCACAAAUUUCAGAGAAAGAAAACGAACUUCAAAUUGCACAACAGAACAUAAAGAGAUGCCAAGAUGAAUUGAAUUCAAUGAAAGCAAUACAAGAAGAACAAGGAAAAUCUUUCAAUAGAAUAAAAGAAAAUGUCCAAGUUUUGUUGGAUGAUGUUCAAACAUCUUUUAGUUUUGCAUCAUUAAAAGUAACAGAUGAUAUGGAUUCAUUAAAAGAUGUUUCUAAAUUUAUUUGUACAAAUUAUAAUAGAUCUAAAGAUAUGGUUUCUCAGCUGCAAAAGGAAAAUGAAGAUCUUAAAAAAGAAUUAAAACAAUCUAAUCUGAAAAAUAAGGAAUUAUCAUUGACUCUGAAUGAUUUAAGAUCAUCAACAGAGAUGAAAUUACAGAAUACAAUGUCACAACAACAAAUGAAUGAAGAAAGAAUGAAAGAAGAAUUGCAAAAAUCUCAGAAUCAGAUAUCAACAAUAAAUGAAAUGUUUAAACAAAAAUCCAUAGAAUACGAAAAAGAUUUAGCAACAUCUCAUUUAACAAUUGACCAAUUUGAAGAAGAGAAAGUUAAUAUGAAAACAAAGAUUGAUGAUUUAUUAGAUCAAUUAUCUGCCUUCCAGAGCAGACAAACAGAUUUCACUUCUUCUAUCAACAGUUUAGAAACAACAUACAAAAAUAAGGAAAAAUCACUUUCAGACACAAUUUCACAGCUAAAUGAUGAUAAAAGCAAGCUGAAAUUAAAAGAGGAGCAGCUAACAAAUAGAGUGAAUUCUAUGGAAUCAGCUAUGUUGGAUUUAAGAAAUGAGAAUAAAAAGAUUGAAAACAAAAAACAAAAAUUAAUUGUUGAAAAUAAUGAACUCAAAACUGCUUUGGAGGAGUUCACAAAUGAAAACAAAACAACAUUAGCAGAAAAAGACCAGAAAUACUACAAACUUAAGGAAACAAACAGUGAAAUGGAGAAUCAAAUUAAGGAACUCAAAAAAGAAGUUAAAGAACAGAGAAAACAAUUUGAAGAUCUCAAAAACCAGUCAACAUUAUCAUUACAAACUAAAGCAGAAAAGAUAAACAAACUCAGGUUGAAAUUAAAGCAACUCCAAGAAGCUUUUGUUAAUUUAACAAAAGAAAAAGACCAAAAAGAAAGAGAGAAUGUUGAACUCCAGUUGCAAAUAACUGGACAAAGUGAUACAGUUAGAAGAGCUGAAGAACAAUCACAGAAGAUGACAGCUGCGAAAGAAGCAGGAGAUUAUGUUUUUAAGUCUUUAACAAAGAAAUAUCAAGAUUUACAGAAAGAAUAUGCUGAUCAUUUGCAGUUUGUUGAAAAGAGUAAAGAAGAUAUUGAAGAAAUGAAGAAAGUUGUUGAUGAUAAAGAAAAAGAAAGAAGUGAUGCUGUUGACCAAAUGAAUUCCACAAUUUCUAAAUUGGAGAAUUUGCAAAAUGAAAAGAAUGACAUUGAAAAAGAAAAUUCACAAUUAUCAAGUGACUUAGAAACUGCAAACAAGAACAACACAAACCUUCAGAUUGAAAGAAAACAGAACCUCGAGAAAAUCAAGGAAUUAACAGAUAAUAACCAAGAAUUGAAAUCUCAAAUUUCAGUUUUGCAAAAACAAAAUCAUGAAUUGUCACAAAACACUGUUUUAUUAUCUGUUUACGAGAAACUCAAGAAUGAUAAAGAUGAGCUCCAGAAAUCUUUCAAUUUCAUUAAUGACGAACUUCAUACUACAAAGAGCUGUUAUGAAAUGGAAGACAAAGAAUACACAGAUUACAAAGACCAAAUGACUAAGAAAGUUGCAUCUUUGACAAGUACAAUUGAAGAUUUGAACAAAGAAAUUGCCAAAAUCAAAGAUGAAAAUGAUAGAGCAGCGCAACAAGAUACACAGACAAUAAACAAACUUCAAGAUCAAGUCGAUUCUCUUAGAGGAAAACUCGAAACACAAACAGCUGAAUAUUCAAAGAUUGAUGAAGAAACUAAAGAAAUUAGAAAGAAAUCACGUGAAUCCGUUGAUAACAUUAAAGCUAAAAAUAAUGAAUUAACUCAAGCAAUCGAAAAUAAAGGAAAACUGAUUGAUGAGCUGAAGAAUAAAAUUAAAGAAUUGGAAGAUGAUAAGAAAGAUAUUAUGUCCAAUUACGACAACUUGAAUGCACAGAAGAUUGAAGUAGAAAAGCAAUUAAAUACAACACAAUCUACACAACAAGAAAAAUUUGAUGAUUUCACACGAAAAUUAUCAAGUUACAAACAAAAGAUUAAAGAAAUGGAAGCAGAUAAAGCAACAUCAGAAAGGAUUAUCCGUGAAAAUGGGUUACGGAUUGAUGAACUCAAAUCACAAUUAAGAAAUAGCGUUCCUAAGGAUGAUUACAACAAGUUACAAAAGAAGAUUGAUUUGCUGAAGAAAGAAAAAUUACUAGAAUCAACUGUACUUCAAAAAACUGCUUUUGCAAACGAAGUCAAUGCGGAAAAACUCAAAGAUAAAUUCACAAGGAAAGAGAAAGACUACCAAGAUCAAAUAGAACAACUUAAACAAGACAGAGACAAGAAAGCAGAAGCAGCAAAGAACUUGGCAAGUCAAGUUAAAUCUUUGAACCAAGAAUUAGUCAAAGCAACAGAAAACAAAGUUCCAAUGUGUCCUAAAGCAGAAAAAGAUGCAAUAUCAAUGGAACUCAAAGCCAAAGUUGAGGAAUUAGCUUUGUCAGAGACAAAACUAAAGAACAAAGACCAAAUUAUUCAAAUGAAAGAGAAAGAAAUCGAAGAAUUGAACAAAAAUAUUGAAAAAUUGAAAGAUCAAAUUGAAGAAAUUAAAUCUAAUGAUGACCAAAUCCAAGAACUGAAUGAAUCCAUAUCUAAUUUAGCAGCAGACAAUAAGUCUAAGGAUAAUGAAAUUGCUUCAUUAACAACAACAAUUCGCUCAAUGAAUGAAAAAUUGUUGUCAAAAACUAAAGAUCUGGAACAAAUGAAAAGUGACAUGAACAAUAAAAAUCCAAAGGUUAUUCAGUUGGACAAUAUUAAUAAAAUAGCCAAGGAUUUAUUGAAUAUCAUUAAUUCUCCCCAAUUUGCAAAACAGCAGGCGCUUCAAAGGUUAUCAACUUUGCAAGAUUCUAUUUCAACAAUUUUUACAAUUUUAGGAUUACCAAGCUCAAAUAUUAUGCCACCUGCCAGAGCUUUAUCACACCAACAAGGUCCUAUAUUCUAUAUUCCUGGUGAUAAGUCACUUGAAACUAAAGAAGAAAGGAAGAUUGCGGAAUUAAUCAUCAGAGAAUUUCCAGAGCUCGGAAAAGAAGUGACAGAUUCAGACUCACUUGAUAGGCAACUUAGAAUGAUACACGCUUCUGUAAAUAACUUGAAGCUACUACUUGAAGAUAGAGAAAGAAGAAUUAGAGAUAUGUCAGCUAUUGUGCAAUCUCAGCAUAAUGCUGUCAUCCAAAUCAGUAAAGAUCCCGAGGCAACAAAUUUAGUAUCUCAAUCGAUAAUGAAUUCAAGCGUUGCUAAAGAUCUUGAUGAUUUUUAA